GAAAGGUCGGAAAUACAAAGAGUGAUGGGAUAAUCAAGAUGGCAGCCCCCAUGAACUCCGAGUAGCACCUGUGUGUACAACACAAAUCGUGGCGGUUUUCUUCCUUCAGAGCCAGAAGUCAGCUGAACCCUUGGACAGUCAAACCGGCUCUCAGGAGCUCAUUAGCUCUUUGUUUCGUAAGAAUGGACAAGCAACCAGUCUUCAACAAUCUAACUGCCUGGUUUGCAAGAAGUGUUUCAGCUCGAAGAAGAACUCUCUGGGUGAAGCAUGGGGGAAAGGUAGUCAGCAUUCCCGAUGCACAGUUUAUUUUCAGUCAAGAUGUGGAGGACUGGGACACAGAAAGUUUGUUCAAGACGGAGGACUAUCUGAUUGGCUGCUUGACCGUGUUCCAUGCUGGAUUCAUAGAUGCCUGUCUUAAGAACAACAGUGCCCACAAGACCACCAUCGGCAAAUACCUCCUCCUGCCUAAAGAUGCCCCAAAAGUUCUACAUGGCAUCCUAAUCCCAGAGGAUAAACCACCAGCAGUAAGUCCAAGAAAAUCACCUGCAAAGUCUGCAACAGGAGAUGGAGCAAGCCCAAGGGAUAGGGCGACACCUGCAAUGACACAGAAUGGAGAGAUGGGAGAUCCCUUGCCUGAGGGAGGGGAUGAUGCAUGCAGCGAAAGAACUGGCAGUGGAGACAGGCAGGCUGUUGCACCCACUGGAACCCAAUCAGCCAAUGGUACACAGCAUGAAACAAUGCACGAACAGAGAAGGAGUGCAGACAGAACUGAAGAAUGCAGAUCUGACAGCAAAGACCACUCUACUAGGAGGCAUUCCCACAAAAUCGAUUCGGCAGAUUUUCCCAAAUUCCAGGAUAUCGACAUUACAAAGAUUCCUCACGUGAAAGAUUUACCGAAGGUGACCGGACCCAUUGUGGACUUUGUGAUCGGGAGAAAUGGCUUUGGUGUGCAGAAGAUGAUGGACACCUAGCUGUGAUGCAACUGAGUUGCUAGAUUGGUUGGAAUUCUAGGAUGCCUGGAAAUAGUUCAAACAAUGUCAUUUUUCCCAGUUGAAUUGACUUAAAUUAGGACGCUGCUUUUUAACAGUGGCAUUUUCAUUUUGAAAUAAAGGUGAAAAAUGGCUGGUUUUUUUGGUUGGAAAUAGUAUAAAUUAUUUAUACAUACAUGUAAUAUUCAUUUGUAAGAACCAUUCCUAAGUAUGUUUGCAUCAUUCAUGCAUAAUAUUGUAUGAAUAUUCAUGUUCUAGUUCAUUGGCUCAUUCUUGUAUAGUGAAUUGUUCAUCUGGUAUCAGUUAUCCAUGGUCCAGUUUGUUUUCAUUUAUCAGGUUUGUUCACCAAUAGUUCCCCUAAUAGAGUGCUCAUAGCACACUAAUGGACAUUUCGCAUAUUGAAUGGAGUAAUUUAUAAUAUUAGAUGUUGUGUAUUGUUUUGGAAUAAUAUAUUUGAAAUUGUAAAUGUUUUUAGUCCAAGUUGUAAAUACAAAAUGUAAUUUUGCCACAAGGCCUUGCGUGGCGGAUUUUAACAUUAAACUCUGUU
Acanthaster planci (crown-of-thorns starfish) is the source of this 1536-nucleotide messenger RNA. RefSeq lists its product as uncharacterized. Gene Ontology annotation, biological process: homologous chromosome pairing at meiosis; meiotic attachment of telomere to nuclear envelope. NCBI's taxonomy places the organism in Eukaryota, Metazoa, Echinodermata, Asteroidea, Valvatida, Acanthasteridae. Gene Ontology annotation, cellular component: nuclear inner membrane. The record is from RefSeq and is a predicted model, not a curated record.